Messenger RNA from Lemur catta (Ring-tailed lemur), 738 nucleotides. RefSeq names its product ATP synthase membrane subunit c locus 3 (gene ATP5MC3). Gene Ontology annotation, biological process: proton transmembrane transport; proton motive force-driven ATP synthesis. Gene Ontology annotation, molecular function: proton transmembrane transporter activity. The coding region runs from base 169 to 594 and encodes 141 amino acids. The transcript has 5 exons. The record is from RefSeq and is a predicted model, not a curated record. Lineage: Eukaryota; Metazoa; Chordata; Mammalia; Primates; Lemuridae.
AAUAAGAGGCAGAAUGCGCCUGCGCGCCCAGCCCCGCUCUUUCGACCUCUGCCGCCGCUGCUGCUGCCGCCGCCGCCGCCGCCGCCAGCCGGGAAGAGAGGAAGCGGGAGAGGAGCCCAAGUUGCCUGUCACCCAGGUCCUACAGCCGCGCCGUCCGAAGAGUGUAAGAUGUUCGCCUGCGCCAAGCUCGCCUGCACCCCCGCUCUGAUCCGAGCUGGAUCCAGAGUUGCAUACAGACCAAUUUCUGCAUCAGUGUUAUCUCGACCAGAGGCUAGGACUGGAGAGGGCUCUACAGUAUUUAAUAGGGCUCAGAAUGGUGUGUCUCAGCUAAUCCAAAGGGAGUUUCAGACGAGUGCAAUCAGCAGAGACAUUGAUACUGCUGCCAAAUUUAUUGGUGCAGGUGCUGCAACAGUAGGAGUGGCUGGUUCAGGUGCUGGUAUUGGAACAGUCUUUGGCAGUCUUAUCAUUGGUUACGCCAGAAACCCUUCGCUGAAGCAGCAGCUGUUCUCAUAUGCUAUCCUGGGAUUUGCCUUGUCUGAAGCUAUGGGUCUCUUUUGUUUGAUGGUUGCUUUCUUGAUUUUGUUUGCCAUGUAACAAAUUACUGCUUGAAAUGUUGGCAUUCAUAUUAAUUACGGAUGUAAUUCUGUGUAUCUUACUGUGACUCCGAAAACUGUAGUGUUGGUGUCAUGGAAAUGUACGUUAUUUCCAAAGUCAUUUCAUUAAAGAUGAAAACUUUAA